CACCACCCUCCAAACCUCUCUAUCUCUCUCUCUCUCUCUCGAAACCAAGCGUUCAUGGAGCUUACCUUGAUUUCUGAGGACACCACUUGGUGGUUAUUCACUCUCCCUGCUAUUCUUAAACUCCAAGCCUUUUUCAACACUCCUCUUGUACUCUCUAUCUUUACAAUCAUUGCCAUUUUGGGUACUCUCGGGCUUCUCACUUGGGCUUUCUCCACUUCUGGCCCAGCCUGGAAAUAUGGCAGGAACCAAAUGGGCCGAGUCCCAAUCCCUGGAUUCCGAGGCCUUCCCAUCUUUGGCAGCUUAUUCAGCUUGAGCCAUGGCUUGGCUCAUCGCACUCUCGCAUCCAUGGCUUCAAGCCAAGCUGCCACCCAGCUCAUGGCUUUCAGCUUGGGCUCAACCCCAGCUGUCAUAGCCUCGGACCCAGUCACGGCUCGUGAAAUCCUGACCUCUCCCCACUUCGCCAACCGUCCGAUCAAACACUCGGCUAAGCAGCUCAUGUUCAGCCGAGCCAUAGGGUUUGCCCCUAAUGGAACAUACUGGCGGCUCCUCAGAAGAAUAGCCUCUUCUCACCUCUUUGCGCCCAAGCGCAUAUUAGCCCAUGAAGCGGGACGUAGGCUAGACUGCGCCGCCAUGUUGAGUUCCAUAUCCAAAGAACAAACUCUUCAUGGGUUUGUAGUUCUAAGAAAGCACUUACAAGCUGCUUCUCUGAACAAUAUAAUGGAGAUUGUGUUCGGAAAAAGGUACGACACGGUGCACGAUAGCGACGAGGAGGCUCGAGAGGUUCAACAGAUUGUGAGAGAAGGGUUUGAGCUCUUGGGAGCUUUUAACUGGUGUGACCAUUUGCCAUGGUUGAAGUAUUUUUACGAUCCAUUUUGCAUCGAUGAACGUUGCGUAGCUCUUGUUCCUCGGGUGAAAAGGCUCGUGAAUCGAAUCAUCGAUGAGCACCGACGAGGAAGAGUUAGUGGGUCUGUGAAACUCUCCGACGAUUCUGAUUUUGUCGACGUUUUGCUGUCUUUGGAGGGUGAAGAGAAGCUCGAGGAAGACGAUAUGGUGGCAGUUUUAUGGGAAAUGAUCUUUCGCGGUACCGACACAACUGCUCUUCUAACCGAAUGGGUCAUGGCCCAGCUAGUUCUGAAUCCAGUAAUCCAAGCCAAGCUUCAACACGAGCUCGAAACCCUCAUAGGAACCAAAACUGUGACAGACAAUGACAUCUCCAAACUACCCUAUCUUCAGGCAGUGGUAAAAGAGACCCUACGUGUCCAUCCACCUGGACCCCUCCUCUCAUGGGCCCGCCUGUCCACAUCAGAUGUCCACCUCAGCAACGGCAUGGUCAUACCUGCCGACACAACAGCCAUGGUCAACAUGUGGGCCAUCACACAUGACCCCAAUGUGUGGGACGACCCUACGGUGUUCAAGCCUGAGAGGUUCUUACCCUCUGAAGUCGGCGGUGUUGAUGUGACCUCCGGCUUUGACGUGAGGGGCAAUGACCUUAGGCUUGCACCGUUUGGAGCCGGGCGUAGGGUUUGUCCGGGGAAGAACCUAGGGUUAGUCACUGUGAGCCUUUGGGUGGCUAAGUUGGUGCACCAUUUCAAGUGGGUUGAGGACAUAUCAGCUCACCCUAUUGACCUAAGUGAAGUGUUGAAGCUGUCUUGUGAGAUGAAGAACCCUCUCUCAGUUGUGGCUGUUCCAAGGACUAGUGUUUCUACAUUUUAGGGUUUUAAGUAUCAUAAUUGUAAUGCUAUUAUGCUAUACAUAAUAGAUUUCUCAUCAAGUUUUUUUACUAUUAAACACAAAAUUAGUGAAUUCCACGUUAAUAACUAUAUGUGGGAUUCAUAAUUUUGUUUUGUUUAGUAGUAAGAAAAUAAGAUAAGAAAUUAUGUAUGGCAUUUUUAAUUUUAAAAUGUUAUGAAAAUAAUAAGUUUAUGUGUUUUUAUUAAUGCAAGUCCUAUGUCUAGCAAUAAGAAUAAAUAAAAUUUUAAGUUUUGUUAUAGGAUUUUCUGUAAUAAAAUAUUGUCUCUCUCCACGUCUGGGUGAAGAAUAAGAAUA
Molecule: messenger RNA, 2046 nt
Organism: Camellia sinensis
Lineage: Eukaryota; Viridiplantae; Streptophyta; Magnoliopsida; Ericales; Theaceae
Product: cytochrome P450 78A7
Molecular function (GO): monooxygenase activity; oxidoreductase activity, acting on paired donors, with incorporation or reduction of molecular oxygen; iron ion binding
Source: RefSeq, a predicted model, not a curated record